Molecule: messenger RNA, 621 nt
Organism: Arabidopsis thaliana (thale cress)
Lineage: Eukaryota; Viridiplantae; Streptophyta; Magnoliopsida; Brassicales; Brassicaceae
Product: cysteine-rich/transmembrane domain PCC1-like protein
Exons: 3
Coding region: 221-439 (72 amino acids)
Cellular component (GO): plasma membrane; nucleus
Source: RefSeq, marked reviewed
AUUGAAUUCAACCACUCCAAUAAUCUUAAGAAGUUCAAACCUGCUUUUCUCGUCCGCAUCUUCAUAAUCUCUAUUUAUAUACCCACCAGUGGCCAUCACCAAACCUAUAUUUAACUAUCUCUAUAAAAACUUUCAUAUAUUCCUCUUCUUUAAAUUAAAACACAAACACUCUCUUCUCUUCAUAAUCCUCAUCUCAUCAUCACUUUGUCACUAAAUCAGAAUGAAUCCAUCCGAGCAGAAUCACUUGUCCGUGGAAAAACCUUCACAGACUUCUUCGGGGCCGUACACAAGUCCACCACCGAUUGGUUAUCCGACCAGAGAUGCGAUGGUUGGUGAUCCUCCAGCCGCCGCAGUGGAGACAAAGUCCAAGGGCGAUGGUUUUUGGAAAGGAUGUUGUGCUGCCAUAUGCUGCUGUUGUGUCCUGGAUGCAUGCUUCUGAGACUUCGGAAUUAACGAUUUCAUGCAAAUUAUUGAUGUAAUAAAAGAGUAUUUGAUGCUAGUUAUGUUACCUACUCUCUGUUUGGAAUAUACUCUGUGGAUGGUUGUUACUAUGUUUUAUGUAAGUGAUUAUAUAUAUAUAUAUAUAUAUUCCGUUGAAUUGGGUUGUCGAAUAGAUCCAUC